AUGGCCGAAGAAAAUUUCACAGCUGUUACUGAAUUUAUUCUUUUGGGAUUGACAGAUAAUGCUGACCUAAAAAUCAUGCUUUUUGUGUUGUUCUUGGUGAUUUAUGCAAUUACCUUGGCAGGGAAUCUGGGCAUGAUUUUCUUAAUCCAAAUCACUCCCAAGCUCCACACACCCAUCUACUUUUUCCUAAGCUGCCUUUCAUUUAUAGAUGCCUGCUAUUCAUCUGUUAUUGCACCGAAAAUGCUGAUCAACUUCUUGAUUGUGAGGGAAACCAUCUCAUUCUCUGCCUGCAUAGUGCAGCUUUUGUUUUUUGUGUUUAUCACCACAGAAGGCUUCUUGCUGUCAUUGAUGGCCUAUGACCGCUAUGUGGCCAUUGCCAACCCUUUGCUUUACAGUGUAGUCAUGUCUAAAAGGAAGUGUGUAGGGCUGGUCACUGGGUCAUUCGUCAGUGGAAUGCUCAACUCAUUGAUACACACAAUAAGCUUGGGAAGACUGUCCUUUUGUGGGUCCAAUGUUGUUAGCCACUUCUUCUGUGAUGUUCCCCCACUGCUAAAGCUGUCGUGUUCUGAUACAUCCAAGAAUGAGUUGCUGCUCUUAACUUUUUCUGGAGUCAUUGCCAUGGCUACUUUUUUGAUUGUGGUCAUUUCCUACAUUUUCAUUUUUAUCACUACCCUGAGGAUCAGUUCAGCAGCAGGUAGACAGAAAGCCUUCUCCACCUGUGCCUCUCACCUGACUUCUGUGACCAUAUUCUAUGGUACCUUAAGCUUUAGUUACAUUCAGCCAAGUUCCCAGUAUUCUGUGGAGCAGGAGAAGGUGGUUUCUGUGUUCUAUACACUAGUGAUUCCCAUGUUAAACCCACUUAUUUACAGUCUGAGAAACAAAGAGGUAAAGGAUGCUGUGAAAAGGGCCAUAGAGAUGAAACAUUUCCCCUGUUAA
Messenger RNA from Lynx canadensis (Canada lynx), 936 nucleotides. Its product is annotated as olfactory receptor 1052-like. Gene Ontology annotation, cellular component: membrane. NCBI's taxonomy places the organism in Eukaryota, Metazoa, Chordata, Mammalia, Carnivora, Felidae. Gene Ontology annotation, biological process: sensory perception of smell; G protein-coupled receptor signaling pathway. Gene Ontology annotation, molecular function: odorant binding; olfactory receptor activity; G protein-coupled receptor activity. The record is from RefSeq and is a predicted model, not a curated record.